GUAGUUUUUAUUUUAGUUUUUCUAUCGACUUGCUGUUGUAUCAAUCAACGGUUUUUAUUUUAAAUCUUUUCGGAUUCUAUUGAAAAUCGAGAUAAUACACAUGGCUUUUAAAGUUACUCCAGCCCACUGGGAAGUUCUACUGAAUUUCAUGGAGGCCCACCCCGAUUUUGCUAGAGGGCAAAUUUCUGGACCAAAUGCCAAAGAUAUAAUGAAGAAAUUAUGGGCAACAUGUGCCAAAAAUCUAAAUUCAGUAGGAGGUGGAGCCCGAAAAGUUUAUAAGUGGCAGAAAACAUGGACUGAUUUUAAGUACAACCCUAAAAAGAAGGCAUCAGCUCUCAUGCUGAAGCAAACUGCCACAGGCGGAGGCCCACCUAAUAUGACCCCCCUUUCUGAAGUCGAAAUAAAAUUUUUGGGUAUAUUGGGACAAACUUUUUAUGAAGGUUUAAUAGAGUCAGAGAUUAUACUUCAAAACUCACCAGAGCCCAUGAGUUUGAAUACGCCAAAUGAAGAAAUAGAUACCAAUUUAAUUGGAGAAUGUUCCAAGGGUGGUGCGGUUAAAGAAUGUUUCAAGACGGGGACAAUUCAAAGGACACCCAUAAAGAGGUUUUCCGACCAUGAUUAUGUUAAAUUACCUCACGGUACACGUCCCAAAAAAAUGAAAACAACUGAAACAGAUGUACUUUAUAAGGAGACGAUAUCUGAGUUAAAAGAAAUAAGAAGCACUUUGCAGGAAGUUAAUAUUAAUCUUCAGGGUGUGCAUUGUGCAUUAAAUAGAAUAGCGGAUAUUAUGGAAAAAAGGUCGAAAAGUAAAAUUUAUGUGUAA
Molecule: messenger RNA, 823 nt
Organism: Psylliodes chrysocephalus
Lineage: Eukaryota; Metazoa; Arthropoda; Insecta; Coleoptera; Chrysomelidae
Source: the annotation of a GenBank genome assembly